Molecule: messenger RNA, 1355 nt
Organism: Acanthoscelides obtectus
Lineage: Eukaryota; Metazoa; Arthropoda; Insecta; Coleoptera; Chrysomelidae
Source: the annotation of a GenBank genome assembly
UAGGGUAAAGUCGGAUAAAGCGUACCGCCGGGUAAAUCGUACCACCACCGUUUUCAAGAGAAUUAUUUACUACCCGUGGCAUCUCUUGGCAAAAUCCAAAAGCUUUGAGGAUUAUAUUUUUCCCGCCCAAGGUAAUAAUUGCCGCUCACUUCACCCUGUCAGUCAGUUUGAGGUUAAAUUAAGAGCAGUGUUGUUGAUGUUAUUUUUUGCUCGGGUUCAUAAGCUUUUUUCUUACAUUUGGAAUUCAAAAAAGAAGAUGAGUAAGUAAAUAAUAAGAAAAAAACAAACGGGAAUACUGUGGAUGGACCUCAGAAGAUAUGGAUCAUGCAAUUAAUGCAUACAAACAAAACCAAUGUGGUUUUAAUGAAUGCUGCAGGCGCUAUAACAUUCCAAAGCCAACUUUUAGAAGGCAUUUGCGCUCUUUAAAUAAAAAGGCAAAUGAAAAUGUCAAGUCUUUGGGUCGUCACACAACCUUCAGUCCUGAAACUGAAAUGGAAUUGGCAAAACAUAUUUUGAAGCUGGAAGAAAGAUUUUUUGGUGUAACAAUUCGGGAUGUUAGACGAUUGGCUUUCCAAAUAGCUGUUCGGAAUGAUAUUCCACAUCGCUUCAACAUCAACAAAGAAAUGGCGGGAAAAGGAUGGUAUUAUUCUUUUAUGAACCGACAUCCUGAACUGUCACUAAGGCAACCAGAGAAAAUCUCCAUGGCUAGAGCAACUGGAUUCAACCAAAAAAACGUCCAUGAGUUUUUUGAUAUCUUAGAAAGAUGUGUUGAUGAAAACUGUUUUACGGCUCAAACAACUUAUAAUGUUGAUGAAAGUGGAUUUUCAACUGUUCAAAAACGGAACCAAAAAAUAAUUGCACGUAGAGGAAAGCACCAAGUUGGAGGUAUAGCAAGUGGUGAGAGGGGCGUAAAUACCACAGUUGUCGUUUGUGCCAGUGCUGCCGGUCAAACUGUACCACCCAUGAUCAUUUUCAAGAGAAAACGUAUGGCUCCAGAGCUAACCAUAGGUGCAAUAUCUGGCACUAUUGUUACAAUUUCAGAUACUGGAUAUAUAAAUAGCGAACUUUUUGUUAAAUGGUUAAAGCACUUCAUUGAGUACGUAAAACCAAGUACCGAAAAAAAAGUUUUGCUUUUGCUGGAUGGCCACACAACGCACUUAAAAAAUCUUGAAGCACUCAUUUUAGCAAAAAUGCAUGGAAUUGUACUACUGCAACUUCCUGGCCAUACUACAAAUUGGUUACAGCCAUUAGACGUAAGCUUUUUUAAACCUAUGGAAUCCUAUUUUUCUCAAGGUAUUGAAACAUUUGUGAGAAGCAAUCCUGGUAACACUGUUACUCAAUAUAACAUGACUUGA